Entrophospora candida is the source of this 128-nucleotide messenger RNA. The record is from the annotation of a GenBank genome assembly. Lineage: Eukaryota; Fungi; Glomeromycota; Glomeromycetes; Entrophosporales; Entrophosporaceae.
UCUUCUGAUUCUUCGCUUAUGAUUAUUAUGAUUUCUAAAAAUGUUAUUGAAAUAGACGCCAAUAAAACUUGCAUCAACAAUAUUAGUAAUUAUGGAUCAACAAUAAUAACUUCUUCAUCGGUAUCAAG